Molecule: messenger RNA, 10543 nt
Organism: Lepisosteus oculatus (spotted gar)
Lineage: Eukaryota; Metazoa; Chordata; Actinopteri; Semionotiformes; Lepisosteidae
Gene: usp9
Product: ubiquitin specific peptidase 9
Biological process (GO): cell migration; protein deubiquitination
Cellular component (GO): cytosol; nucleus
Molecular function (GO): cysteine-type deubiquitinase activity
Source: RefSeq, a predicted model, not a curated record
AUCAUCCGGGUCCUGUCGUUCCCUUGACGCUAAAGCAGUAUUGCCUUCCUUCCUACAAUGGGGACAAUAACAAAUGCAGUUUCACCAGACUUAGUGUGAUUGGGGCAGAGAUUCGCCCCCUCUAAUCAACCUUUCUCUCCCUUCGGCAUUUUGGCUCACUCCGCUGAGGAGCCAAAAUGGCCUCUGUUUCAUAAGCCCUGAAUAAGGCGGAACAAGGGAAGGUAGGCGGUGCGGUUUUUACAAGAGAGGGGGUACGAGCGCCGCUGUGGAUGAGGUGCAGAAAAACGGUGGAGCGCCAAAAAAAAAAAAUGCUGAAGCGUGAGGUCGUUGCACGGGGGCCGGAACUGGAGAUGUUCUGAGAAUCCUCGCGUGUUCGGGGCUGACGAGCUUCGCAUCGGGCGCGUGGAUUCCGGUCGGCCGUUCUGGGCUCGGGGGAGGCGGCGCGCUCUCCGCACGGGCUUGUCUGUCGCCGUUGUGCAGCGGCGCUGGAGUCGGGAGGCUGAGCUGCCGCCAUAUUGAAGCGAAGCACUUAGUGACUGACUGGCUGGGACUGAAACUGACAAGAGAUCUGAGCUAGAGAGAGAGAGAGAGGGAGGGAGUUGUUGGGGGGGGUUCGCUACUGCUGCUGCUGGUGGUGACGCAGGAAAAACACCCCAAGAGCAGACAAAAAAAAAAGCCAAGAUACCCAGAUCUUAUUUUUUUAUUUAUUAUUACAGUCCGAUUUCACGCGAGACCGAUUUUUGCAGCACGGCAUCGUUGAUGGAAAAAUUAAACCCCGAACUUGGCUGAAAAGAAGACAAAAUCACACAAUCUGGGAGUACCCUAGCGAAAGGAAGAGAAGUCUUAUCUAAUUCCUGGUUAUGCAAUGGUCUCUGCAAAACAUCCUGUGCUUCAGGUGGUGCUUUCUUCUACAGACGCAUGCUGGUUCUCCAUCAUUGUUGAGGAGGCAAUAAUUUCUUCUCUCACGACAACAACAUAAGCGGACAAAAUUGCAAAGAUCUGCCCCGUGUCGAGUAUGACAGCCACGACCCGUGGCUCUCCGGUCGGAGGGAAUGAGAGCCAGGGCCAGGCUCCCGACGGGCAGUCCCAGCCUCCUCUCCCCCAAAACCAGACAUCCUCUCCAAACUCCUCCAAUGAGAACUCCCCGGUGAGCCCACCCGAUGAGCAGGGCCAGGGCGAUGGCCACCCUCAGCUGGAGGAAGAGGAGGAGCCAGCCUUCCCCCACACUGACCUGGCCAAGCUGGAUGACAUGAUCAACCGACCCCGCUGGGUUGUUCCAGUUUUGCCAAAGGGUGAAUUAGAGGUUCUUCUUGAAGCUGCUAUAGAUCUUAGUAAAAAUGGACUUGAUGUAAAGUGUGAAGCAUGCCAGAGAUUUUUUCGAGAUGGCUUGACGAUUUCCUUUACAAAAAUCCUUACAGAUGAGGCUGUGAGUGGCUGGAAAUUUGAGAUUCAUAGGUGUAUUAUUAACAACACUCACCGGCUGGUAGAACUCUGUGUGGCCAAGCUCUCCCAGGACUGGUUUCCUCUUCUUGAGCUUCUUGCUAUGGCCUUAAAUCCUCACUGCAAGUUCCAUAUCUACAACGGUACCCGUCCUUCUGAGACGGUGCCCGCUGCCGUGCAGAUGGCUGAAGAUGAGCUUUUUGCCCGUCCGCCUGAUCCACGGUCACCGAAGGGUUGGUUAGUGGAUUUAAUAAACAAGUUCGGCACGUUAAACGGGUUUCAGAUCCUGCAUGAUCGAUUUAUGAGUGGACAGGCCUUGAAUGUUCAGAUCAUUGCAGCCCUUAUCAAACCAUUUGGGCAGUGCUAUGAGUUUUUAACAUUGCACACGGUGAAGAAGUACUUCCUCCCAAUAAUAGAAAUGGUUCCUCAGUUCCUAGAAAAUCUGACAGAUGAGGAGUUGAAAAAGGAAGCAAAGAAUGAAGCCAAAAACGAUGCUUUGUCGAUGAUAAUCAAAUCAUUGAAGAACCUAGCUUCACGGGUACCAGGGCAAGAAGAAACAGUGAAAAACUUAGAAAUUUUUAGGUUAAAAAUGAUUCUUAGGUUAUUGCAAAUUUCUUCUUUUAAUGGAAAAAUGAAUGCACUAAAUGAAGUUAAUAAGGUGAUAUCCAGCGUUUCCUAUUACACACAUCGACAUGGCAAUCCUGAGGAGGAGGAGUGGCUAACAGCUGAGAGAAUGGCAGAAUGGAUCCAGCAAAACAACAUUUUGUCCAUAGUGCUAAGAGAUAGUCUACAUCAGCCACAGUAUGUGGAGAAACUGGAAAAAAUCCUUCGAUUUGUCAUCAAAGAAAAGGCCCUGACCCUUCAGGAUCUUGACAACAUCUGGGCAGCACAGGCAGGAAAGCAUGAAGCUAUUGUCAAGAACGUCCAUGACCUCCUUGCAAAGCUGGCUUGGGAUUUUUCGCCUGAGCAGCUCGACCAUCUCUUUGAUUGUUUCAAGGCAAGUUGGACAAAUGCGAGUAAAAAGCAGCGGGAGAAGCUGUUGGAGCUGAUUCGUCGCCUUGCUGAGGAUGACAAAGAUGGGGUCAUGGCCCACAAGGUGUUGAACCUCCUGUGGAAUUUGGCACAUAGCGAUGAUGUACCCGUUGACAUCAUGGACCAGGCUCUGAGCGCCCACAUUAAAAUCCUAGAUUAUAGCUGUUCUCAGGACCGAGACACACAGAAGAUCCAGUGGAUAGAUCGAUUCAUUGAAGAGCUGCGAACCAAUGACAAAUGGGUCAUUCCUGCACUGAAGCAAAUCAGAGAAAUUUGUAGCUUGUUUGGGGAAGCGCCCCAGAAUUUAAGAAAGAAAAAACAUAUUAACAUAGAAAAGAACUUAGGUCAGACGCAGCGGAGCCCACACGUGUUUUAUCGCCACGAUCUAAUAAACCAGCUUCAACAUAACCAUGCUCUUGUGACUUUGGUGGCAGAAAACCUAUCUGCAUACAUGGAAAGCAUGAGGCAGUUUGCCAAAGAGCACUUGGAAUACGAUCCACAGACAGUACGGGCUGGCAGUCGAUACAGCCAUGUGCAAGAAGUCCAGGAAAGGCUUAACUUCUUGAGGUUUUUGCUAAAAGACGGACAGCUGUGGUUGUGCGCUCCGCAAGCAAAACAGAUCUGGAAGUGUCUCGCUGAGAAUGCGGUGUUCCUCUGCGACAGGGAGGCCUGCUUCAAAUGGUAUUCCAAACUCAUGGGAGAUGAGCCAGACCUGGACCCCGAUAUCAACAAGGACUUCUUUGAAAACAACGUGCUGCAGCUGGAUCCUUCACUCCUCACAGAAAACGGGAUGAAGUGCUUUGAACGUUUUUUCAAAGCUGUAAACUGUAGGGAAGGAAAACUGGUGGCCAAACGAAGAGCCUACAUGAUGGAUGACCUGGAACUCAUAGGAUUGGAUUACCUAUGGAGGGUUGUGAUUCAGGGAAGUGAUGACAUUGCCAACAGAGCAAUAGAUUUGCUUAAAGAGAUUUAUACAAAUCUUGGACCAAAAUUACAAGUCAAUCAGGUAGAGAUUCAUGAAGACUUUGUCCAGUCUUGUUUUGACCGGCUGAAAGCCUCCUAUGACACACUCUGUGUACUGGAUGGUGACAAAGACAGUAUUAACUGUGCAAGGCAAGAAGCAAUUAGGAUGGUGAGAGUGCUGACGGUCUUGAAAGAAUACAUCAAUGAGUGUGACAGCGACUACCAUGAGGAAAGAACGAUAUUGCCAAUGUCGAGAGCUUUUCGUGGCAAACACAUCACACUCAUCGUACGCUUCCCAAACCAAGGCCGGCAGGUGGAUGACCUGGAUAUUUGGUCUCACACCAACGAUACCAUUGGAUCCGUACGGAGGUGCAUCUUAACGCGAAUAAAGGCCAACAGUACCCACACGAAAGUAGAGCUUUUUAUCGGAGGAGAGGUUGUCGAUCCUGCUGAUGAUAGGAAGUUAAUUGGGCAGCUUAACCUCAAAGACAAAACGUUAAUCACGGCCAAGCUCACGCAGGUCAGUUCCAACAUGCCUUCAAGUCCUGACAGCUCCUCUGAUUCAUCCACCGGGUCUCCAGGGAACCAUGGUAACCACUAUAGCGACGGGCCCAACCCUGAAGUAGAAGGUUGUCUUCCAGGAGUGAUCAUGUCACUGCAUAUCCGCUACGUCUCUUUCCUGUGGCAAGUGGCCGACCUUGGCUGCAGUUUAAACAUGCCUCUUUUAAGAGAUGGUGCCCGUGUCCUCAUGAAGCUCAUGCCUCCAGAUAACACUACAGUAGAAAAGCUGCGAGCCAUCUGCUUAGAUCAUGCAAAGCUUGGUGAGAACAGCCUUAGCCCAACCCUAGACUCGCUGUUCUUUGGCCCAUCUCCUUCUCAAGUGCUGUACCUGACAGAGGUAGUGUAUGCCUUGUUAAUGCCUGCCAGUGGAACCCUUGGAGAAGAUGCGAGUGACUUCCAGUACAACUUCUUAAAAAGCGGUGGCUUGCCUCUCGUUUUGAGCAUGCUCACAAGAAAUAACUUCCUGCCAAAUGCGGACAUGGAGACGAGGCGGGGUGCCUAUCUAAACGCUCUAAAAAUAGCCAAGUUAUUACUGACAGCCGUCGGCUUUGGCCACGUGAAGGCAGUGGCAGAAGCUUGUCAGCCAGGUGUGGAAGGGACAAGCCCUGUUUCACCAAUAAACCAGGCUACGCACGACCAGGCUUUAGUUCUUCAAAAUGCUCUGCAAAACAUUCCCAAUCCAUCAUCCGAAUGCAUGCUGCGAAAUGUAGCAAUUCGCCUUGCCCAGCAGAUCUCAGAUGAGGUUGGUGUAGUUUCCUCUCAGUUGGGAGGGGUACAGAAUUUUUUUCAGGCCUCCAAAUAUAUCCCAGACAUCUGUGUAAUAAGGGCUGUACAGAAAAUAGUUUGGGCAUCAGGUUGUGGUUCAGUGCAGCUUGUGUUCAGCUCAAAUGAAGAAAUCAGCAAGAUUUAUGAAAAGACGAAUGCAGGAAAUGAACCAGAUGCAGAAGAUGAGCAGGUGUGCUGUGAAGCACUGGAAGUGAUGACACUCUGUUUUGCCUUGAUCCCCACAGCACUAGAUGCACUUAGUAAAGAAAAGGCAUGGCAGACCUUCAUCAUUGAUUUGCUUUUGCACUGUCAGAGCAAGUCAGUUCGUCAGAUGGCUCAGGAGCAGUUCUUUCUGAUGGCUACGCGGUGUUGCAUGGGACACAGGCCCCUUCUGUUCUUUAUAACCUUGCUGUUCACAGUUUUGGGAAGCACUGCAAGAGAAAGACCAAAGCACGCAGGGGAUUACUUCACUUUGUUAAGGCACUUACUAAAUUAUGCAUACAACAGCAACAUUAACCUGCCAAAUGCUGAAGUUCUUCUCAACAAUGAAAUUGACUGGUUAAAAAGGAUCAGGGAUGAAGUGAAACGAACAGGAGAGACGGGUGUGGAAGAGACCAUUCUCGAGGGUCACCUUGGAGUCACAAAGGAACUGUUGGCUUUUCAGACUCCAGAAAAGAAGUACUCCAUUGGCUGUGAGAAGGGUGGAGCCAAUCUCAUUAAGGAGCUGAUUGAUGAUUUCAUCUUCCCAGCAUCCAAUGUGUACCUGCAAUAUAUGAAGAGUGGCGAAUUCCCCACCGAGCAGGCCAUUCCAGUCUGCAGCACCCCUGCUACCAUCAACGCUGGCUUUGAAUUGCUGGUUGCACUUGCCGUUGGUUGUGUGCGAAAUCUGAAACAGAUAGUUGACACGUUAACUGACAUGUACUACUUAGGUUGUGAAGCACUUACAGAAUGGGAGUAUUUGCCACCUGUUGGGCCUCGGCCUCCCAAAGGCUUUGUUGGUUUGAAAAACGCAGGAGCCACGUGUUACAUGAACUCGGUCAUUCAGCAGCUGUACAUGAUCCCACCCAUCAGAAACGGCAUCCUAGCUAUCGAAGGCACAGGCAGUGACGUUGACGACGACAUGUCUGGAGAUGAGAAGCAGGACAAUGAGACCAAUGUAGAUCCUCGGGAUGAGGUUUUCAGCUACCACCACCAGUAUGAAGAGAAACCUUCCCUCAGUAAGUCCGAGGACCGGAAGGAGUACAAUAUUGGAGUUCUGCGCCAUCUGCAGGUUAUUUUUGGACAUCUGGCUGCCUCUAGGCUGCAGUACUAUGUGCCUCGAGGGUUCUGGAAACAGUUUAGGUUGUGGGGUGAACCAGUGAACCUGAGAGAGCAGCAUGAUGCACUGGAAUUCUUUAACUCUCUGGUGGACAGUUUGGAUGAAGCUCUGAAAGCUCUUGGCCAUCCAGCAAUGUUAAGCAAAGUUCUUGGCGGUUCAUUUGCUGAUCAGAAGAUAUGUCAAGGUUGUCCUCACAGGUAUGAAUGUGAGGAAUCCUUUACAACACUGAAUGUAGAUAUUAGAAACCAUCAGAACCUCCUGGAUUCAAUGGAGCAGUAUGUCAAAGGGGAUUUAUUAGAGGGUGCCAAUGCCUAUCACUGCGAAAAGUGCAACAAAAAGGUGGACACAGUGAAGCGCUUGCUCAUUAAAAAGCUGCCUCCAGUUCUUGCCAUCCAGCUGAAGCGAUUUGAUUAUGACUGGGAAAGGGAAUGUGCAAUCAAAUUCAAUGAUUACUUUGAGUUUCCACGGGAACUGGAUAUGGAGCCAUACACAGUGGCCGGGGUAGCCAAGCUCGAAGGAGAUGAUGUCCAUCCAGAGAAUCAGGUCAUUCAGAAUGAGCCCACAGAGAAUGAGCCCCCAGGGAGCACUAAAUACAGACUGGUUGGAGUUCUUGUGCACAGUGGUCAGGCCAGUGGUGGACACUACUACUCCUACAUCAUUCAGAGAAACGGGGGAGACGGGGAGAAAAACCGGUGGUACAAAUUUGACGACGGGGACGUCACAGAGUGCAAAAUGGACGAUGACGAAGAGAUGAAGAACCAGUGCUUCGGAGGCGAGUACAUGGGGGAGGUCUUCGACCACAUGAUGAAACGCAUGUCCUACAGGCGCCAGAAGAGGUGGUGGAAUGCCUACAUUCUUUUUUAUGAGCGCAUGGACACGCUGGACAAAGACAGUGAACUUGUGAAGUACAUUUCUGAGCUGGCUGUCACCACAAAACCACACCAGAUAAAAAUGCCAGCCGCUAUCGAGCGAAGCGUCCGGAAGCAGAAUGUGCAGUUCAUGCACAACCGUAUGCAGUACAGCCUGGAAUAUUUCCAGUUUAUAAAGAAACUUCUGACCUGUAACAGUGUCUAUUUAAACCCACCUCCAGGACAAGAUCAUCUUUUGCCUGAGGCAGAAGAAAUAGCUAUGAUUAGUAUUCAGCUUGCUGCUAGGUUCCUGUUUAGCACAGGAUUCCACACAAAGAAAAUAGUCCGUGGCCCUGCCAGUGAUUGGUAUGAUGCAUUGUGCAUCCUGCUUCGUCACAGCAAGAAUGUACGCUACUGGUUUGCACAUAAUGUCCUCUAUGCUUAUACAAACCGCUUCUCGGAGUACCUGCUGGAGUGCCCCAGUGCAGAAGUGAGGGGUGCAUUUGCUAAACUCAUCGUAUUUAUAGCACAUUUCUCUUUGCAAGAUGGACCAUGUUCUUCACCAGCUGCCUCACCAGGACCUUCGACUCAGGCCUGUGACAAUUUGAGCCUAAGUGAUCACUUGCUGAGAGCAGUGCUGAACUUGCUACGAAGGGAGGUGUCAGAACAUGGGCGUCACCUGCAGCAGUACUUCAAUCUCUUCGUCAUGUACGCCAAUCUAGGUGUGGCAGAGAAGACGCAGUUGUUAAAACUGAGCGUGCCUGCAACAUUCAUGCUAGUAGCUCUAGAUGAAGGUCCUGGUCCUCCCAUUAAAUACCAGUAUGCUGAACUGGGCAAGCUGUAUACAGUGGUGUCACAGCUGGUGCGCUGUUGCGAUGUAUCAUCGCGCAUGCAGUCUUCAAUAAAUGGUAAUCCACCACUUCCAAAUCCCUUUGGAGAUCCCAACCUGUCUCAGCCAAUCAUGCCUCUCCAGCAGCUUGUGGCCGAGAUUCUGUUUGUGCGCACUAGUUACGUGAAGAAGAUCAUUGAAGACUGCAGCAACUCUGAAGAGACCAUUAAACUUCUGCGCUUCAGCUGUUGGGAAAACCCCCAGUUUUCCUCCACUGUUCUUAGUGAGCUCCUUUGGCAGGUGGCAUAUUCCUACACAUACGAGCUAAGGCCUUAUUUGGACCUACUGCUACAGAUCUUGCUUAUAGAAGAUUCCUGGCAGACCCAUAGGAUUCACAAUGUGUUAAAGGGCAUUCCUGACGACAGAGACGGGCUCUUUGAUACCAUUCAGCGGUCUAAAAACCACUAUCAAAAGAGAGCAUACCAGUGCAUAAAGUGCAUGGUCGCUCUUUUCAGCAACUGUUCUGUAGCAUACCAGAUUCUGCAGAGCAAUGGCGAUUUGAAGAGGAAGUGGACAUGGGCAGUGGAGUGGCUUGGAGACGAGCUGGAGCGCAGGCCAUACACAGGAAACCCCCAGUACACCUACAACAACUGGUCACCCCCUGUGCAGAGCAACGAGACCUCCAAUGGCUACUUUUUGGAAAGGUCACACAGCGCCAGGAUGACGCUAGCGAAAGCUUGUGAGCUUUGUCCGGAAGAGUGUCACUUAACGAAGCACGAGGUGGUGUCUGAAGAUGACUCGGCAAGGAAGUCAACCUCUCCGCAUCAGCUAUUGCCAGGGGAAAUGGCAGGACAACAGCAGCAAAGUGAGCCAGAUGACCAGGAAGCUCCUGAUGACCAUGACUCCUCCCCUCCUGAAGAUGCCUCUCUCUACCCCCACUCACCUGGAUCACAGUAUCAGCAGAAUAAUCAUACGCAUGGGCAGCCAUACACGGGCCCAGCAGCACAGCAUAUGAACAACCCCCAACGUACAGGCCAACGAGCACAAGAAAACUGGGAAGGCAGCGAAGAAGUCUCUCCAGCUCAGACGAAAGAAUAAAAACUGCAGAUUCUCAUCUGAUUCUCAUCCAGUUCUCUCCAUCAAGACACUUGGUACAAGUGCACGACCAGGCCUUACAGUCCAUCUGUUCUCCAGGUCCUUCACGUUCUGAGUUAAUUUGUAUUUUACCUGGAGUGGAGAGUCUGUUCACUGUCAGCCCUGCAGAGUAUUGCUGUCAAAAUCUAACUCGCCUGCAGUGGAAAGUGUAUAGUGUAAUAAAACUGGCCUGAAGCUAACGUGUAAAUGGCAAAGGUGUAUAUAGUAUGUUUAUGUUUGACUGUUAAAUUUCCUCAGCAAGACUGUGUAUUGCUGUAGGAGACUAGCAGAUCUAUGAAAACAACAAAAUGGUAAAAAAAAUCAUAUAUAUACUUUUGCUUUAUCGCCUGUGCUCAGCAGUGAGGGUUCUCUGCCUUGUGGCAGUAUGAUUCAGUUUGUUUUAGGAAAAAAAAAAGACUCCAUGUCAACCACGUUAGCCAUGUUAAAUUAACUCUUCUGCCAGGGUUAUUAAAAUGGCUGGUAUAACCUUAUGAUAUUUGGUUGAUGUGGAAAGUGGUGAUGUAACAUUGUUCUAGAUCUUUCAUUGCCUUUCUUUCAUUCUGGUAUUAGUUAAAUCAUUUUGAAGCUCUAGUUAAUAUGCUGUAACAUUUAGCAUGGCUUCACACCAGAUUAGUGUAGCCGAAGGGAAAUGUAUGAUCGUAAAAUGACAGCAGCUGUAGUCCCUAAUUGACAGCUACUCUGCAAAGAGCCUUUUUUUAUUGUUACACCUUGAUGGCUAUAUUUGGAACCAAUGUAAGAUUAAGUGGCUUUUCAAUUGCACAUAUACUCCUCAGAUUUAACAUUCGGCAGUCAGUUGGUGGGAUUAUAAACUCAGUUUUCAAUAAUAUGGAUUUUAAAGAAAAUUAUAUAUGCAACAAUUUGCUAUGCCAGGAUGCCUGGAGCAUAAUAGACUGUAUUUGGUGUGCUUGUUUUUGUUUCAUUGGUAGAGCUUACUUUUAGAUUAACUCCUAACACUUUUCCUUCUACUGCAGCCCAGAGAAGGUUGAAGUCAACAAAGAUGAUGUUGUGAGUGUGCCCUGCACUGUGGCAGCUCGCUGUGGUUUUCUCUCCUGUUCAGGCCUCUGGAAAGCAGGCGUUGUCUUAGAACUCUGCAUCCACACAAUCAACAGGAAAAAGCAGGGUUGUAAUUCUGUGAAAAAAAACUGCUGGUUAGUCACGUUGCAACUUUUAGAGCUCUCUCGAAUGCUAGGUAAGCAUCUUUAUUAGGACAUAAAGAAAAUCCGCAUCAGCAAAUACUGUAUUUAAUUGGUAACUUGAAUGUGUGUAUUUUUUUUGGAAUUUGUCUAAAAUACCAAAUACCCCUGCAAAAGAAAAAAGUUACAGCCCACCAUAUUAUAUUUAAAUAUUUUGCUGUUUUAUUUUAUAGAAAUUAUUUUGCUGAAUUUCACACAAAAUAGAAUUUGAUUUAAGAGGAACAUUUUGUCCUUGUGUUAUUUUUAAAGGAGACAUUGACUGUACAGAGUUCCGCGCCCUGUUCUGCCGACUUUUGUUUUGGCCAUGGUCUGACGUUGAAUUCUGGAGCUACAGUCGCGAUGUGAACUUUCACUUUGUGAGGUUUUUUUUGUGCACAGAAAUAUACUAAAAAGCAUUGCGCCCCUUAGCAAGAAUAAAGAAAAUGGAAUAUUGACACUG